AUGUCGACCGAGGCAACAGACAUUUCUCAGCUUUCCCCUAGCCAGCAAACCACCCUCCAGACCUAUAUUGCCGUCACCGGGCAGGAUGAAUCAGCCGCUGUUCCACUGCUUCAGCGGUCGGAAUGGAAUGUCCAGAUUGCGAUAACUAAAUUCUUUGAUGGCGAGGUCCCGGAUCCUGUUGCAGAAGCACAGGCUGCCAUGGACACCCCUCCUGCGUACCCAUCCCGAAUCGCACGAAAUCUGAUGAAUGGCGAUGACGAUAUACCUCUCAGCAGCUCUUAUUAUGCACGACGCACAGCUGAACUGGCUCCACGAAUAACCUCCCAACCAGUGGACCAACCAGUCUAUCGUCCUCCAUUUUUACUGGCCAUCCUUUUCACACCGUUUAGUUUCCUUUACAAAUUAUUGAUCAGCUCAUUUCGCCUUUUUGGAGCUCUGUUCCCGUUUCUACCGCGAUUGUUGAGUAAUUCUGCAGCGGCUGGAGUUCAAGGAGUAAGACGAGAUACCAGUGGGAGAAGGCCGUUGGGGCCUAAGGACUCUGCCCUGAGAUUCAUCCGGGAAUUUGAAGAAGAAUAUGGAAGCCAUGCUGUUCCCUUCCUGGAAAAUGGGUAUAAUAUGGCGCUGGAAAAGGCUCACCAAGAAUUAAAGUACCUGCUUGUGAUCCUGCUAUCUCCAGAACAUGACGAUACCAGCAGUUGGAUCCGAGAUACCAUACUUUCGAAAGAAGUCGUGGACUUCAUAAACGAUUCCAGCAACCAAAUUUUAGUUUGGGCUGGCAAUGUUCGGGACUCGGAGGCCUAUCAGGUCGCCAGCGGCCUUCGAUGCACCAAAUUUCCCUUUUUCGGACUAAUCGUUCAUAACCCGAAUGUGUCUGCAACCGCCAUGUCCGUGGUAGCUAAAGCCUCCGGAUUUACUACUUCCUCAGAACUUAUAGAAAAGCUUCGCUCCGCAAUCACACAGUGCCAAGCUCCACUUGAUCGUGUCCGAGCCACAAGAGCUGAACAGCGGGCGUCCCGAACAAUCCGUCAAGAGCAGGAUUCUGCCUACGAGCGAUCACUCGCACAGGACAGGGAGCGUGCCAGGCAACGACGGGAGGCGGAAGAAGCGCGCCAACGUGAGGAGAACGAAGCACAAGCAAGACGGGCAGCAGCCGAAGAGCUCGCAAGAGAUCUUGAUCAGUGGAAACGAUGGCGAGUUCAGUCGAUACCACACGAGCCGCCUGCAACUGACAAGCAGGCUGUUCGCCUUAGUAUUCGCCUUGCAUCAGGGGACAGGGUGAUUCGCCGAUUUUCUGGAUCGGCAGAUAUUGAGGAACUGUAUGCCUUUGUCGAAUGUUAUGAUAUCCUGCACGCAGAUGGAGACGGGAGCGAAUCUUCAUCUUCAGGAGGUAGUCAACCCCCUGAAGGAUUCGAACACAAGUACGGUUUUCGUCUCGUCUCGCCUAUGCCCCGCGUAGUAUACGAGGUUGAUGCUGGAGGUUCCGUUGGAGAAAAAAUCGGCAAGGGUGGAACUCUAUUAGUUGAAACUAUUGAUGAUGAUGGCGAUGAUUCGGAUCCCGAUGGUGCACAAAUCUCGUAA
Molecule: messenger RNA, 1578 nt
Organism: Paracoccidioides lutzii Pb01
Product: UBX domain-containing protein
Exons: 2
Coding region: 1-1578 (525 amino acids)
Cellular component (GO): endoplasmic reticulum
Molecular function (GO): ubiquitin binding
Source: RefSeq, a predicted model, not a curated record